Messenger RNA from Neogale vison (American mink), 471 nucleotides. RefSeq names its product 40S ribosomal protein S20-like. Gene Ontology annotation, biological process: translation. Lineage: Eukaryota; Metazoa; Chordata; Mammalia; Carnivora; Mustelidae. Bases 1 to 471 code for a protein of 156 amino acids. The transcript has 4 exons. Gene Ontology annotation, cellular component: cytosolic small ribosomal subunit; ribosome. Gene Ontology annotation, molecular function: structural constituent of ribosome. The record is from RefSeq and is a predicted model, not a curated record.
AUGAACAACCAAAGACAAAGAAAGAAACACACUGGAAAGACACUCGUGGAUUCAGAGAUGGUAAUUCACCAAAUUAGAAUUACUCUAAGCAGCUGCAACGUAAAAUCUUGGGAGAAAGUAUGUGCUGACUUGGUCAGAGGCUCAAAGGAAAAGAAUCUCAAAGCGAAAGGACCAGUUUGGAUGCUUAUCAAGACUCUGAGAAUCACUGUAAGAAAAGCCUCUGUUGGUGAAGGUUCUAAGAUUCAGGUUCGUUUUCAGAUGAGGAUCCACAAGCGACUCAUUGAUUUGCACAGUUGUUCUGAGAUGGGGCGCCCCCCUUCUGAGAUUGUUAAGCAGAUGACUUCCAUCAGUAUUGAGUCAGAAGUUGAGGCUGAAGUCACCAAUGUAGAUGCUUCAAUCAACCUUUUAAUAAAUUCAUUAUCAAUUAUCCACCAGUGUGCACGGAGGUUUCCAGGAGGUCUGUGCGUGUAG